AUGUCGUCAACAGAGGAUUUUUUUACUUCAUUUUCGUUCGAAAAGGAAAUUGAGAGAGCAGAGUGGUUUAAGAAUGACUUGGAUCAGGGCGGAUGGAAGGAAAUACACAACAGUCCUGGGAGAGUUUACUGGCGGAAGACCUUCCCCGAGAAUGAAGUCCCGUUAAAGAUUCUGUUCAAGAUCGACUUGCCUUUGUCAGCGGAAUCCUACCUGGAGAUGGUGCACCCCAGAAAUCUGAAUAUACGACAAAAGUGGGACAGAGUUUUCGUGGGUCAAGAAAUGGUAAAAACCUAUCCAGAUGAUCAGGGCUUUAUACUGUAUUGUCCACUUCCCACUUCAUGGCCGCUAACAGACCGUAGUUUCAUGUUGUUCGUACCACCAACGAAAGAGAUCGACUGGUUUGGUAAACGAUGUUUUCUCCUGAUUCAAAAGAACGCCUGGCACUCGUCAAAGCCACCAGGAGAAGACGGCCGGGUGAGAGCGACCAACGGAGGGAAUUUCUUUGUUAUCAGCCCUGAUGAAAAUAACCCUAACACAGCGUGCACAAUUUUCAGCCUUUCAAACAACAACUACAAUGGAUGGUUGCCAAAUAAGCAUAUUGAGUGGCUACUGUCGAAAGCGGUGGUUUCUUCCUUCAAUCGCUUCCUUAAUUGCAUGAUUGAAGGCUACGAAAAGUACUACAAACAGAAAUGA
Messenger RNA from Porites evermanni, 693 nucleotides. The record is from the annotation of a GenBank genome assembly. NCBI's taxonomy places the organism in Eukaryota, Metazoa, Cnidaria, Anthozoa, Scleractinia, Poritidae.